AUGGAUGAAACAGUGAUCAAUGCUCAGAAACGCAAACUAGCCAAAUCGAAGACUAAAAUCAAGAAAUCUGGUCUGCAGAACCUCGGUCUGACUGGAUGUGGAUGUCAGAAUCCUCUCAUAGACAUCCUGAACUGUGGAUGUAGAGGACCUGUCAUUGAACCUGUUUACGCACCUGUGGUCUUACCUGCCCCUGGAUCCGUUAUUGACGUACCUAAGUACCGGUACGCGGAACCUGAUGAGUUAAACCCGCUGGGAUGCCUGUUCCCAUCCCUUGAAGUACUCGAACCUCGAACUCAAUUGCAGGCAAUUGAGUUCGUAACAGUAGACCUUCCCUGUGGCUGUUCGGGUGCCUGUGGAUGCCCAAGCCCCUGUGGUUGUGUUGAACCCAAGUGUGGGUGUAGAGCACCUGCUGUCAAACUACCAGCUUGCCCUUGUGGAGCACCUGUAAUUGACAAAUGUGGCUGCCAAAGUCUUCAAGUUCCAUUGCCUUAUAGCAUUAGCUCUCUUAUCGAAAUUCCUUCCUAUACCCCGGUACCUGUGGCAUGUGGAUGUCAGGGACCUUGUGGAUGUUCAGGUAUCCAGCUCUCGUCUUGCGGAUGUUCAGGCCCCUGUGGCUGCUCAGGCCUACAGUUAUCCGCCUGCGAUUGCCUGGGUCCCUGUGGAUGCUCAAACAUCGCAUUGUCAUCCUGUGACUGUAUGGGUCCCUGCUCAUGUGGCUUAAUACCAGUUUCAUCAUGUGGCUGUACUGGACCCUGCGGUUGCUCAGGACUGUCUGCUUGUGGAUGUUCCGGCCCCUGUAGCUGUCCGGCGCUGCCAAUGUCAUGCGGUUGCUCUGGUACCUGUGGAUGCGGGGUUCCUGUGUCAUCAUGUGGAUGUGUGGGCCCCUGUGGAUGUCCCGGUAUUCAGAUGCCUGCCUGCCCAUGUCAGUUGCCGACUGUAGAGGUACCUGCGUGUGGAUGUGGAUGCGGAGGGUCUGGUUGUGGAUGUGGUGGAUGCAACCCUAAGUACCUGCGUCAGGUUACUCUGCAACCACCCUUCUUGUGAUAUGUAUGUAAUGUAUUCUUUAGUGUGUAAGUG
Molecule: messenger RNA, 1077 nt
Organism: Helicoverpa zea (corn earworm)
Lineage: Eukaryota; Metazoa; Arthropoda; Insecta; Lepidoptera; Noctuidae
Product: keratin-associated protein 5-2-like
Exons: 2
Coding region: 1-1044 (347 amino acids)
Source: RefSeq, a predicted model, not a curated record